GGAAAAACAACCUAUUUCAUCUAAAGAGAAUAAUAUAAUACUUGAAUCAUCAACUACAGAUUCAGAAAGCAGUAUAUUUAAUGAUUAUGACGAUGAAAAUAAAUGUUUAAACCAAGUGGUUCAAAGUUCUUGUUUUCCUUCUAAUUUGAAAAGAAGUCAAACGGGAAAAAAAUUAUUUACUACUUCCAGUAUUAAUAUAAUGUCCACCUCUGCUGAAGUUGUGAAUGUAUGUAAAUCGUCAGAUAUACAGAAAAAUAUCGAAAGCAAUGACACAACUGCAAUUCAUCUUAUUAAUGUGGACAAAUCAUUGAUUGAUAAUGAUAACAAAAAUCAAUGUCUACCUGUGCAAAUUAUAAACGGACAAAAAUUAACUAUUGCCAAUAAUUCAGAUAAUAUUUUAUUACCUUCUACGUCAAAAAUGCCAAGGCAAUCAAAUCUGCCAAUAAAGGAAGUUAAAGAAUUUAAAGAUAUUGAUUUCAUAUUAUCUAAAAAGAUAAUUGGCUCAUCGCGGAUUACUGAAUUAUCUUCAAAAAUAAUUGAUAAACCAUUUAUUAAUAAAAAUAUUGAAGUAUCUAAAAAUGACUCGAAUGAAACUGGAGCGGAUCAAAUGAUUGGAGAAAUUAAACCAAAAAUUUCAUUAAAUCGUUCAAAACGACAAUUAGAAGAAUUAGACAUUAAAUCCAAUAAGUCUAAAAGAAUGAAUAACUACUCGAAUUCAAAAGUAAAUACUAAUGAUUCCAUUGAACGAAACUUGGAUGAAAUGUUUGAAGGAUACCAAGAGAAAUCUAUAGAAAAAGAACCUGAAUUACUAACUCAACAAUUAACAGAUAUUUUAGAAUCAAGUGAGCUCGAAAAUAGUUCGAAUAUUGAUUUCAACUCAUCAACAUUGUCGCCAACGCUCGGUACUAGAAAAAGCAACGUUAAGAUAAAAAAUCGUCGUAGAACAAUGCUUUUUGAAAAAUCUUGUACAAUGUUACAAACAAACAAAAGUAAAGAUAAUCUAAACGAUACCAUUGAACAAAAUCUUAAUGAAAUUUUUAAGAAUACAGACAAUACUGUUCGAACAUAUGAAUCUGACGGAAUGCUAACACAGCAGUUGAAAUCUGUUCUUCAAUCUCAAAAUAAUAGUCAAUUAUUUAAUGACGAAAAUAUCACAGAAAAAAAGUCACUUAGUUUAUCCACGAAUUCUGGUAAAAAACAUCGGCUAAGUUUAUCAAUAAAUUUGAACAAUUCAUUCGGUUCCGAAAUUGAAAACGAAAAUUCUACAAUAUUAAAUAAGAUGUUAACUUUAGAUCCUAAUAAACAAGAAACUACUUUACAGAAAAGUAAUAUAGAUAAUGAUUCACAAGAUACAGAAAUAUAUUUUGCAAAUAUAAAGUCCAAUAAGAAAAAAACUUUUAUUAUAACUUCUCAAUCAGAAGAUGAAUUGGGAGAUUUCCAAUCACUCGACGGUAACGAUAAGGAAAUCGUUAAAAAACAAGAAAAUGAGAGGCUUUCUAGUGAGAAUAUAAAGGAAUCUGAUAUGCUUGUAAAAUGUAACCAAUCUAAUGAUAAUUUUCUUAAUAAAAUAGAAACAGAUACUUCUAAGGUUCGUCCUAAAAAACGCAUCAGCCUGUCUUUAUCAAAGAAAGUGAAUCUAAAUUACUCCCAGGGUUCACUUAGUGAUCUAGAAGUAGAACAAAAAUUUUCUAGAAAAGAAGAUUACAAAUCUACAAUGUCAAGAAUAAACACGAGUAAUGAACCAGAGACCAUACCUACGGAUGUAUUAAAUAAUCCUAAAUCCCGUCGAACAUCCUUUGACAAGGUCUGUACACCCAAUAACACCAAUCUAUUUAUUAAAGAAAUUGCGAACACAGAUGACUGUGUAAGUAGUGACGAUGACUUUCUCAGAAGUAUGCCUGAAAUUAAAGUAGCAGGAACCGUCGAUUGCCCUGCUACGAGUUCGCAACUUGCCGCGCCGAGCGACGAUGAUUAUGACGAUGAAGAAACAACUAUCGUACCUAUUUCACCCACGGAUAUUGUCAUACCGACUAAGUGGAAUUGGUACGCUAAAAAACGAUACGAUCUCAUUUAUCAAAAAAAUCGAUCGGACAUAAAAAUCGAGAAUAACAAUGAUAUUCAGACCGGUUCUCAGUCAAAAAAGACGCAAAUUUCGGGUAUUAAUAACAUUUUGACAAGAAUAGAGUCUGCCAGCAAACGGCAUAAUUCUAAAAAUAGCAGGCAUUUAAUUGUGACUAAGGAAGAAAAUAUUAGACGUUCGACGCGGUCUCGGCACGUCCAUGAAGCGAAUUCAAUCGAAACAUUUCCCACCAUAAUUAAUGAUAACUCGGACUCCAAUUCUGACAUAGAAUCAAGCUCGAUCCUCGAAAGAAUUAUCCCUAAGUAUAAAACUCUAGAACCGGUAAAGCUCGAUUUGGUACGUUAUGCGACCGACGAUUCAGACGAAGAGUUUGAGCUUUUACGGAAAAGAUGCGAGAGAAUGCUGGCCGCGCCUCGUGUCUACAAAAAUUUGCUCGCUCCGGAUAAAAAUCUAAAACAAACUAAAGUAAAAAACAAAAAUACAAAGACGCGGUAUACGAAAAAGGGCAAUCGCGGUUCACUCAAGAUUUCGUGCAGUUACACUGAUGAUGAUGAGGAUGAGGAUGAUGAUGAUGAUAUUCAUAGUAGACGGAACAUAAGUAAGAAAACUAGAAUCGCUGAUGAAGAUGCCCUUGUUUUUCAGAUAUCUACUGGAGAUUCAAAGGAGUAUUCAAAGUUCAGGAUGUCUAAGCUAGGUACAACCCCAAAUAAGAAGGAAACUAAAGCGGACAUUGAUGACAGCAAUCGACCAGAAUUGUUAAAGAACAGUGGCAUCAAGAAUAAUCGGCAGCAUUUGAAACUUCAAGAGGUAUCGCCCAUUGAUAUCAACACCACAACAACAAGAGUGAAAGGAUUAUUAAAGUCCAACAUAAAAUUGGAUGAUACAUCAAGAAUGAAAAGGAGUAGAAACAAUAUUGAAAAUAAAGCUGAGCCAACUAGAACUCGAAAUCAAGCGAUGUUAAAUACAAGUAGGAUCAAACGACCCACAUUACACAGACUUGCUAAAAAUAAAUCAAUUACUCAAUUUAAUGAACUUUCAAAUGAAGUUACAAUGCCAACCACCCCAUCGACGUCUCGAAAACGGAAUAGCCGUAAUACAUCGGAAUUACCUAUAUCAUCUUCUUUAACAUCAUCAAAAUGCAGAAGAUCGAUAUCGUCGCCUCUUAUACAAACUCCAUACAAAAUACUCUUCACUGGAGACAAAUCUAAAACCUAUACUGAAACUGUAACAAAAUUAGGUGGUUACAUAACCGAAGAUCCUGCCAAGUGUUCAAUUUUAGUUACUGAUAAAAUCCGAAGAACAUUCAAAUUUCUCUGUUCGGUAGCAAGAGGUAUUCCUAUAGUAUCACUUAAGUGGCUGGAUGACAGUAAUAAAAGUCACUAUUUUUUGGAAUGGAAAAAUUAUAUUUUAAAAGAUGUGGCAACUGAAAGUCGAUUGAAAUUUAAAUUAAUGGAAAGUUUGAAGAAAGCUGAAAACCACAAAUUAUUUGUAGGAUAUACUAUUAUAUUAACACCAAAUAUAACACAACCACCAAUAUCCGAAUUAAAAGAAAUGAUAACGUUUAGUGGAGGAAAAUGUUUACUUCGAACACCAAGAAAUUGGCAGGAAAAAACUGUCGUCAUAACACAAGCAGAUGACAUAGAACAUGCCAAGAAAAUAAUAAAGAAAGCUCCAAUUUCUGUGACAAUACACUCGAAAGAAUUCCUGUUAACUGGAAUUCUUAAGCAGGAGAUAAAUUUAAUAGAAUAUAAAGUUUCAAUUUAA
Molecule: messenger RNA, 3844 nt
Organism: Ceratosolen solmsi marchali
Lineage: Eukaryota; Metazoa; Arthropoda; Insecta; Hymenoptera; Agaonidae
Gene: mu2
Product: mutator 2
Exons: 5
Coding region: 200-3844 (1214 amino acids)
Source: RefSeq, a predicted model, not a curated record